Miscanthus lutarioriparius is the source of this 498-nucleotide messenger RNA. The record is from the annotation of a GenBank genome assembly. Lineage: Eukaryota; Viridiplantae; Streptophyta; Magnoliopsida; Poales; Poaceae.
AUGGCGUCCAACGAGUCGCUCUUCAGCAUCCAGGGCGCCAGCGACCUGUACCCCGGCAGCAGGUCGCACUUCGACUUCUACUACUACGAGGCCAUGGCGGAGGCGGCGGACUCCAAGCUGCCGUCCCAAUCAAUCACCUGCAUGCAGACUGGCGGAGACGUCGCCGAGGAAGAAGGACGUCGUCAACAGCGCGCUGUACCAGCCACUGGAGAAGGAGCGCGAGCAGCAGCCGCCGCCGCAGCUCGAGCCCCCCGUGUCAGCCUUCAUGGAGAUGACGACGGAGGAGGAGCGGCGGAGGAGCGACACCGGGUGCUGUUGCUGCGGCUGUUGCUGGUUCGAUUGCUCCUGGUGCUGUCGGUGCCCGUGGUGGCGAUGCGGCAGCUGCUGCAGCUGCUCCUGCCCCAGCUUCUGCCGGUGCAGCUGGUGCCUCUGCUCAUGAGAGAAAUUGGCAUUUGGAUCCGACAAACUUGGUGCCAAAUGGGAGCUUUAGAUGGGUAG